Messenger RNA from Suillus paluster, 495 nucleotides. RefSeq lists its product as uncharacterized. The transcript is spliced from 3 exons. The coding region runs from base 1 to 495 and encodes 164 amino acids. The record is from RefSeq and is a predicted model, not a curated record. Lineage: Eukaryota; Fungi; Basidiomycota; Agaricomycetes; Boletales; Suillaceae.
AUGGAGGUCUUGUGGGUUCGAUGGUUUGGUGUGGUGCCACAAUACCGCUGGGGCUUCCAAGAAGCCCGCCUCCCCAAAAUCGGAUUCAUUCCCAAGUCACCUGGCGCCUUUGGAUUCCUGGACCCGUCACUUACAACCUACUUCGACACGGUCCUUCUGCUGCAAGACUGCCAGGUGAAACAGAUGACUGGGCUGCAUUCUAUGUUAAUAUGCAUAGGCGUUGGCCAUGCAGUUCAAUACGAAUGGAGUGGAAGCACCACUAUUGGUGUUAGUUGUGGAGAAACCUCUGAUGAUGAUGAACCUGGAGAUGUGGAUGAACGCUGCGAUGAAGAUGGGUGUGAUGACUCAGUAGAAGACCCAGAUGGUCACGGUGAACAUCACAAUAUCACUGAGGAUGAUGACGAGGAUGAGGACAAGAACGAUGAUGACAAGGACGAGAACGAGAACGAUGAUGACGAGGAUGAGGACGAUGAUGACAGGACAGACUUCAGAUGA